CUCGAAGCUGACAAAUCGACGCUGGGAGGUGAUUAUACUUAUGUACUGUAGCUUUGGAGCCUGAGCGAUAGAGUUUACGGUAAUUUUGUUAUACCUUGGGAAUGCUCCCUCGCUCCAUAAAUACCAGCUCAUUCAAAGCUGCUUCCCGACUCUCCAGCCUAUCCUCGACCAUCCGCGCUUCCUACUCCACCAUGUCGUCCAACAUCACCCUUUACUCCUGGCCCACGCCGAAUGGAAUUAAGGCCUCCAUCACCCUGGAGGAGCUUGGAUUGCCCUACAAGCUCGAGCCGAUCGACAUUAGCUCCAAUAUUCAGAAGGAAGAUUGGUUUCUGAAGAUUAACCCCAAUGGUCGCAUUCCCGCUCUCACCGAUGGCUCGCAGCGGGUUUUCGAGAGCGGAUCGAUUAUGCUGUACCUUGCCGACAAGUACGAUGCCGAGCGAAAGAUUAGUUACGCGCCCGGCACUUCCGAAUACAUUGAGCAGCUGUCUUGGGUGAUGUUCCAGAUGGGUGGCCUGGGUCCCAUGCAGGGUCAAGCAAACCACUUCCGGCUCUUCGCUGGUGUUCGCUCCGACUACGGUAUUAAGCGAUACAUCGACGAGACCAAGCGACUUUAUUCGGUCCUGGAAUCUCGCCUGAAGGAAAGCCCAUACCUCGCUGGAUCAAAGUACACAAUUGCCGAUAUUGCCAACUACUCGUGGGUCCGCAGCGGUCCCAGCGCCCUGGAGAUUGAUCUCUCCGAGUUCCCUGCUCUGAAGAAGUGGGCCGAUGAGAUUGGCCAGAGGGAUGCGGUGCAGAAGGGGGCAGAUGUACCUCAAACUGGUCGCACGGAAGCGGAUCGUGCGGAAUUCUUCAAGAGUGCCCGUGCUAGAAUUGACGGCUUGGACAACUCCGAUAAGCAUUAAGUGGUUCCCGUGCAGAACGAAGUGUUGAUAUGCAAAGGACUGUCGAUUGAUAGUACAAAAUGAUUGGCAGCUAAAGCUAGAAUGUUACAUCUAGUAAUAAAGUUUUUCCAAAAGCAAACCAAAUCCGGUAUCAUGUAGAUAGGCGAAUUGGAAAGACACAGGAUGCUCAUCUCGGGACACAAUCAUUUCGUCUCACCGGAAGUACUCGACCCCUAGAUUGAAUAUUGAAUCGUUUGACCACCUGGAGAAAAUCACUGAUAUGCUGGAUCAUGCGCGUUUUCUCCCACUUCGAUUCAUCCCAUUCGUAGAGUGACGCUAUCACAUACAGCCAAGGUCGUCUAAACUCGG
Molecule: messenger RNA, 1250 nt
Organism: Penicillium brasilianum
Lineage: Eukaryota; Fungi; Ascomycota; Eurotiomycetes; Eurotiales; Aspergillaceae
Source: the annotation of a GenBank genome assembly